AUGUCUCUCGUCGUAACCCAAGAGGAGAACUUCAAAGAAUUGUUGCGUCUUUUCAACACUAACAUCGAAGGUAGAAGAUCUAUUUUAUAUGCAUUGACUUCAGUCAAGGGUGUUGGUAGACGUUUCGCUGGUAUUGUCUUGAAGAAGGCUGAAAUUGAGCAAAGCAAGAGAGCUGGAGAAUUGUCUGAAGACCAAAUCAACAAGAUCCAAGAUAUUAUCCAAUCUCCUGAAAAGUACAAGAUUCCAAGCUGGUUCCUCAAUAGAAGAAGAGACUGGAAGACUGGUGCUACUGAGCACUUGGUUGCCAACUCUGUCGAUAUGGCUUUGAGAGAUGACUUGGAAAGAUUGAAGAAGAUCAAGUCCGAGAGAGGUUUGAGACACAUGUGGGGCUUGAGAGUCCGUGGUCAACAUACCAAGACAACUGGUAGAAGAGGUAAGACCGUCGGUGUGUCAACAAAGAAGAGAGGAUAA
Messenger RNA from Naegleria lovaniensis, 471 nucleotides. RefSeq lists its product as uncharacterized. The transcript has a single exon. Gene Ontology annotation, cellular component: small ribosomal subunit; cytosol; ribosome. Gene Ontology annotation, biological process: translation. Lineage: Eukaryota; Heterolobosea; Eutetramitea; Acrasida; Naegleriidae. Bases 1 to 471 code for a protein of 156 amino acids. The record is from RefSeq and is a predicted model, not a curated record. Gene Ontology annotation, molecular function: structural constituent of ribosome; RNA binding.